Molecule: messenger RNA, 1098 nt
Organism: Penicillium maclennaniae
Lineage: Eukaryota; Fungi; Ascomycota; Eurotiomycetes; Eurotiales; Aspergillaceae
Exons: 2
Coding region: 1-1098 (365 amino acids)
Source: RefSeq, a predicted model, not a curated record
AUGGCAGGUUUAGUCUCAGUCUCAGCCUCAGCCUCAGGCAUAGACGCAAACGCAGACGAAACCAUGCGCCUUGCCAUCGCCCGCUUCCGUAGCAGAAUGGCGGCCGCAAACCAAAAGUUUCUCCAAGACCGCAUCAAUGAAAUUGAAGCGAAAGGUCUAGCAACUGAAAAGGAGAAGCGCCGCCAGCUCCGCCAGUACCGAUGGAUGGACAAUCUCGAAUGGGACGACGAUGCCCCUGAGACGCGUGGGAGGCGCGAUGCGAUCAGGAUCCCACAACAGACAUCAGUCAAAGACCUCGAUAUCUAUGCUAUUGUCAACGCCCCACCAUCCCAUGAACCGGUCGACGGCGUGAUCCCGCCUCUACUGCGCACAGAACAAGGGCGGCAGAUGUACCUCGACACAGUACAGCUUGUGUGCCAGCGGCAGGCAGACGAGAUCGUCGCCGAAGACGACGUGGAGCUCGACGUCGCGUGCAUGUAUCACAAAGACCACAGCCUUGUUCCUGAAGUAUGCGCAGGGGUGGUGGACAUUGACUUCCGAGACUCGGGGAUUGCGCCAUUCUCACCGGCUUCGUGGAUCGGGGUCAAGAGCGAGGAACUGGAUGGACUUGACGAGGGACAGAGACGUGCCAAGUUGGCGGAUCCGGAACUUCUAAAGCGCGAGCAAGAGGACUUACAGCGGGAGCUGGAAGAUGAAUUGUCGAAUGAGUCGCUGAGGGCGUGUAUUGACGAGGACCUGGAUGUCAGGGCUGGCUUUAUUACCGGCGUUGGAAAUAACCGGUUGUACGAAUGUCCGGAGUGGUAUAGUGCGUACGUAUACUGCCGGCUGUGGACGGAUGACGACGAGAAUGAUGGCAAGCACAGGGAUGGAAAUAUCCCGGAUACUGCCAACAUCCGGGAUUGGCGGUGGCGGGUCGUUGUUUUCAAGGCGGAUGUUGUCAAUCCUAGCGUUCUAUACGGCCGGAAGGCGCGCUUUGAUUCUAUUCCAGAAUUUUUGGAUUGGUACGCCAGCUGGCUGGACCAUCUAGAUGCACGGGGGGCUACUUUCUCUGCGGCGUCACGCUUUAGGCUGCGAGACGGACUGCGAGUUGGACUGUGA